AUGAGAAACCCAAAGGACAAAAUCCCUGAAAAGGACAUCUUGAAAAAGAGAAUCACAACCACAACAACCACCCCCAGCUCGGUUAAGAAAUCAGCAAGUGGUACGUCACUGUUGCCCAAACCAACUGCACGUAACACAGCAACCGACAAGCUGCAACGCACGGUCGAGGAAGCAAACAACAAUGCAGGUCAACCAAUGCAGGAAGAUCAGCAUAGCACUCCUUCUGUCAACGAUGAUCCAGCACCAUCUGCGACAGCACUCGACAAUACUGGUGCACCUUUGGUCAGCCAGAUGUCUUUCUCCCCUUCUGCCAACACGCCAGAGUGGGUGUUUCAUUUCCAGAGGGAAUUCAGAGCUCACGAGCAACGCAUUGCCUCCUUGGAGUACGCUAUGACCGAAAUAGACAGACUCAAGUCUGAACUGGAUGCCACGAAAACUGAAUUAGCUUCAGCAAAUGCUCAGGUUGCCUCUCUCCAAAAGCAACUCUUGGUGCGCACUGACUCUGGCAGCAAUGCCUCUCAGUAUGCGUCGCUCCCUCCAACAAUCCAGGCCACUAAUGGUCGUGCUCCAUCUCUUUCACCAGCAGAGUUUCCAGCUUUGCCUGCUAACAACACCAAGUCUGCCUCUUCUUCCCCAAAGAACGCUACCUCAUAUCAACCUGUCAAAAAACGUAAGAAGGAGUCAAUCAAAUCUAUCUUGCGCAUGUUUGAAGCACCCCGUGUUGUAGAUCCUUCCAUCUUGGAGGAUCCUCAAUACCGUUACUUCCACUUCGCUUGUAAGUAUCGCAAGAAGCUCGCCAAGUAUCGUAGUCAGCUACGUCGUCUCAGUCUUGACACUGGACGCAUCUUGGAUAUCCACUACCCUGCCAAGGGUAUUGUUGCUCUCUUGAUCCACCAGGAAUACUCAACUGACUUCCUUGCAACGCUGGCCAAGCACAAACUUGAGCCUAUCACCGACUUCGAUCAAUUUGCUGCUGCAAAUCUGAACGAUCCUGCUCUCCUCACUCUGGAUGAUGCUGCUCGUGCUGCUAAAGCCAGAGAGCUUCAACAAGCCCGUCUCGCUCGUGGUAUUCAACAUGCCCGCCAGUACUUGCGUUCUGCCAUUGCUCGUGAUUUUCAAAAGCAAGGCUUCCUAUCUAGUGAACAAGUGGAGACCAUCCUCCGUGGUGGAUCCAUCUCUACCUAUGUGAAUACUGACAUGGACACCCAAGGUUUUGAAUCCGCCUCCCUCUCUUCUUCUUUACCGCCACCCUCACCUGCUCCUCCUGCUCUCACCCUAACCACUUGGAAUGCCAAUGGUCUUGUCCGUCAAACCGUCAAUACUGUUACUGACUAUCUAAGUAAUUCUUCUCUCAUUUUCAUCACUGAAACAUGGGUGCUCCCUCCGUUACGAUUCCCCACAACAUGGCAGCAGUUCCAUACUGUGGAAUUUGAGGCUUGA
Messenger RNA from Mucor velutinosus, 1440 nucleotides. RefSeq lists its product as uncharacterized. The record is from RefSeq and is a predicted model, not a curated record. The transcript has a single exon. Bases 1 to 1440 code for a protein of 479 amino acids. NCBI's taxonomy places the organism in Eukaryota, Fungi, Mucoromycota, Mucoromycetes, Mucorales, Mucoraceae.